GCGGCACGUGCCAACGCUGCCUGUUGCAGUUUCUUGUACGUGCGUAGCGCUAUUUAAACGCCAGGCAGGCUCUGACGAUUGCCUUAGCAGUGCAACGAGACUGAAAGAUCUAUCAUAUCGCACCCCAGAUUUUUUCGAUUCUUCAGGGAAAGAAGGCGGCGGAAAGUUGGAGGAGGAGACGGUGUUUGGAUAUCUAUUGCUUUGUCUGUGGUCAUGCCUUACCUUGUCCGAGAGAAAUUAUUUAUUGGUGAUAUCAGUGACGCUGCGGAGAUCCUUCAAAAUGGUAGCGAUGAAAUCACGCAUAUCUUAUCGGUCCUUAGCUCUGCUUCAAUAUCAUUCUUUUCCGAGUGGCGAAGUAGCCUAACGAUCCCGGCAAAGGAAAUUAAGAAGGUAUAUGUGGGUGGUGGUCACGGUGGUGCUUCUGAUGAUGACUUGGGUGAUAUAUCAAGAAGUCCGUUGUCACUGGAAAGCCUUCUGUACUCGUUGGAAUAUGCAGGUAAGGAUCUGAAGUUGGUGAGGAUGGCUGUUCCUCUGAGGGAUACGGAAAAUGAAGAUUUAUUGGAUUACUUGGAUGUUUGCGUCAAUUUUAUUGAUCGAAGUAGGAAAGAUGGUUCUGUUUUGGUGCACUGCUUUGCUGGAGUAUCAAGAAGUGCAGCAAUCAUUACAGCAUAUCUGAUGAGAUCUGAACAUCUAUCUCAAGAAGAUGCCCUUCAAUCAUUAAGGAAGAGCUGUGAAUUCGUUUGCCCCAAUGACGGUUUUCUAGAGCAGUUAAAAAUGUAUGAGGAGAUGGGCUUUAAGGUGGAUCGCUCUAGCUCUAUAUACAGGCGCUUUCGUUUGAGAGUAUUGGGUCAGAAUUAUAACUCGGGUGUGAGAGUAGACGGUUCUAAACUUGGAGCUGAUCCUGGCAUACCUGUCAGUGUUUCUUCAGAGGUAGGAGCUCCAAGAGCAGAAAAUAAUUGUAGUCCUACAUAUCGCUGCAGGAAGUGCCGACGUGUAGUUGCAUUGAAGGACCAUGUUGUAGACCAUGUUCCAGGUGAAGGGGAGACAUCCAGCGAGUGGCAUAAGUGGAGAAGUGACAGCCUCUAUAACAAAUGUAAUGAAUCUGAGUGUUCUUCUAUAUUUAUUGAGCCACUACAGUGGAUGAAAGCAGUUGAGGAAGGUGCAUCGGAGGGGAAGUUGAGCUGUGCCCACUGUGACGCUCGCUUGGGAAACUUCAAUUGGUUUGGCAUACAAUGCAGCUGUGGAAGCUGGAUAACCCCUGCCUUUCAGAUCCACAAGUGCCGAGUGGAUAGAAGCCCUGUCUAACUUUACACUUUAUGCCCACCAACUUUACGCAGCUUCAUGCGUGUCCUCAUUGGGAGACCAUCGACACAUCUUGUCAGAAAACGUAUAUUCUGCUCAAGUUUCCCAAGCCAAUGGAAUUGAAAGCGAUUGAACCCUUCUUGAACUGUUUGCUUUACGGAACGACUUUGUAGUCAAUAGAAGCUCUCCUUGAAAGGUUUCGAAUAUUUCUAGUAAAUACAGCACCAUGAGUUGGGUUUUUUCCCUUUAUGUGGGCUUGAUUGCUUGAUGGGUUGUAAUUAAUGCAUGAAGGGAUUUGUUUAUGCCCCUUGUUUUCGGUUGGUAUCUUUAUGAAUAUGAUUGCUUCGAGGGUGAAGAAUAAGAUACCUGAUACUUGAAUUUAUUAGGAGCUUCUGGGAUUAUUUGUGGAAUAGUUUUGAGCCAUCUAUGAUCUAAAGAUUGGUAAAUUCCUGCCUUAUUUAGUCUUUGCCAGUUGUAUAUAUUUAUAGCCGCGGAAAUGCCAGGCUGAUUGUUUCUCCAGAAAAUGGGUUUCAAGCGUAGUAAAUAACUACGAGUUUAUUCUAUACGAACGAUGAAAUGACUCGUGCCCAGAAACAACUGGGGAUCAUUGCAAUU
This is a messenger RNA of Prosopis cineraria, 1917 nucleotides long. RefSeq lists its product as uncharacterized. Gene Ontology annotation, molecular function: protein tyrosine/serine/threonine phosphatase activity. Lineage: Eukaryota; Viridiplantae; Streptophyta; Magnoliopsida; Fabales; Fabaceae. The record is from RefSeq and is a predicted model, not a curated record. Gene Ontology annotation, biological process: protein dephosphorylation. The transcript is spliced from 7 exons. Bases 214 to 1305 code for a protein of 363 amino acids.